Messenger RNA from Exophiala xenobiotica, 1242 nucleotides. RefSeq lists its product as uncharacterized. The transcript is spliced from 2 exons. The coding region runs from base 15 to 1241 and encodes 408 amino acids. Gene Ontology annotation, molecular function: protein binding. The record is from RefSeq and is a predicted model, not a curated record. Lineage: Eukaryota; Fungi; Ascomycota; Eurotiomycetes; Chaetothyriales; Herpotrichiellaceae.
GGGAGUCGAAGAGAAUGCUAUCCAACAUCCACCUUUUUUUGUUGGCCUCACUCAGCUUGACCAGCAUUGCGGCGCCGGCACCGCACUGGAAGAGACCUAGCCUGCAUGCCCCGGCCGGUGCGAAAGCCAUCUAUCUCAUCACAAAUGACCAAUCGAACUCUGUCGUGGCCUUGCCUGUUGGGUCUGACGGGACACUGUCCAAAGGGACCCUGACUGCUACUGGUGGUGAAGGAUCCAACUCUAUCGAUGGAGCAACGAACCAACCAGCUGCCCCAGACGCACUGGUCGGACAAUCAGCGUUGACAAGAGUUGGCAAUAACAUCUUCGCCGUCGAUGCCGGUAGCAACACUGUCACCAUGCUGUCUUUGGAUCCCCAGAACCCAACGGCACUCACCGUAGUGGGACAGCCAGUAUCUCUGCCGGGUCAAUUCCCGAACACCGUCGCUGCAUCCGCAAAGAACAAGCUCGUCUGCGUUGGCACGACCGGCACGCAGAACGGAGUCUCAUGUUCAACCUUCUCGACACAAGGUCUCAGCCCAAUGGACGACUUGCGUUCAUUCGGCUUGAACCAAUCAACUCCACCCGUCGGCCCAACGAACACUGUCUCUCAAUUGUUUUUUGCCGACGACGAGUCCCGCCUCUUCGCCACUGUCAAGGGUGACCCGACUGUCAACAACACGGGCUUCUUCUCAGUCUUCCCCGUCGAAUCCUCAGAUUGCAACGGACCGGCGGCACUUUCUACUCAAGAUAUACGCAGCUCACCGUCAGGUACUGCUGUGCUAUUCGGAUCGAAGAACAUCCCAGGUACAUCAAACGUGUUUGUCACAGAUGCAUCGUUCGGUGGUGCCAUUCUCUCAGUCGACUCGGCAAGCAACGAAGUUUCCCUGGUCGCCAACCAGACCCUCGAUGGCCAAAAGGCGACCUGCUGGGCGACGAUAUCGCCGGCCACGAACAGCGCAUUCGUCACGGACGUCGGAGUGAACCGAGUUGUGGAGAUGAGCUUGACUGACGCGAGUAUCCUGGCCAUUACGGAUCUCUCGGCAAAUGGAGACCCCGGCCUCAUCGAUUUGGUGGCUGCAGGAAAUUUCGUGUAUGCAUUAUCCCCUGGAAACGGAACAACGUCAGCGGCCGUCACAGUGCUUGACGUGUCCGGUGGUCAAGGGACGGCCAAAAUGAUACAGCAUUUCAGUUUGGAUGGUAUGGGUGUCGGGAAGAAUGCUCAGGGGCUGGCGUUCCUUUGAG